CUUAUUAAAUUUGGUUUCGUUGAUAAAAUACAUAUAAAUUAUGUAAAAGUUUAAAACCAUGAACAAACUACAACAUUCAUAAUCAUAAUCAGCAAGUCCACUUUAGAGUCAUGACUAGUUCUUGUUCUUUGUCUCGACCACAACACUUGUUCUUUUUCUUCUUCUUGUUCGUCCCAUUUCUUAGCUUAGGACAACAAAUCUCCGUCGACAUAAACAGUGCUAUAUGGGAAUUUCCCUCGAAUCCAUUAUGUUUAUCCCAACAAAGCAACUUUGCCAAAUCAUCCCAAUUCUCCAAAAACCUAGACAGUCUUGUCUCUUCGAUCCCUUCUCUCAAGUCCAACACUUACAACUUCUACAGUCUCUCUGUCGGAAGUAUCUCGGAUCAAGAACGAGUCGAGGCCAUCGGGAUCUGCAACAGAGUAGUCAAUCGAGUAGAUUGCCUUAACUGUAUUGCUCAAGCCGCAGUGAAUCUAACCACAAUGUACUGCCCACAACAUAGGGGAGCUUACGUGCGAGCCACGAAAUGUAUGUUUCGUUACUCAGACAAACCCAUUUUCGGGAAACUCGAAACGAGUCCUGUUCUGGAAGCACCAAAUCCGAGCAAUGCUACGGGAGAUAGAAACGAGUUUAUUCGGUUGCAGAGCGAGUUACUUAACCGACUCAGAUCCAUGGCUGCAUCAGGUGGCUCUAAGAGGAAGUAUGCUCAAGGAACUGAUCCUGGCUCUCCACCUUACACCACAUUCUUUGGUGCCGUGCAGUGCACGCCGGAUUUAUCUGAGAAAGACUGCAACGACUGUCUCUCUUAUGGUUUCAGUAACGCGACCAAAGGAAGAGUUGGUAUCAGGUGGUUUUGUCCAAGCUGUAAUUUUCAGAUAGAGAGUGACUUGAGAUUCUUCCUUCUCGACUCCGAGUAUGAGCCUGAUCCAAAACCAGGAAAUGACAAAGUAAAAAUCAUUAUUGCCACCGUUUGCUCUGUUAUUGGUUUUGCUAUAAUCGCAGUCUUUCUUUACUUCUUUAUGACAAGGAACAGAAGAACGGCAAAACAGAGACAUGAAGGCAAAGAUCUUGAAGAGCUUAUGAUUAAAGAUGCACAAUUAUUGCAACUUGACUUUGAUACCAUAAGAUUAGCAACUAAUGACUUCUCUCGUGACAAUCAACUUGGAGAAGGUGGCUUCGGUGCAGUUUAUAAGGGUGUUCUUGAUUAUGGGGAAGAGAUAGCUGUGAAAAGAUUGUCAAUGAAAUCAGGACAAGGAGACAAUGAGUUCAUAAACGAAGUCUCAUUGGUUGCAAAACUCCAACAUCGUAACCUUGUUAGGCUCUUAGGUUUCUGCUUACAAGGAGAAGAACGAAUUCUCAUCUAUGAGUUCUUCAAGAACACAAGCCUAGACCAUUACAUAUUUGAUUCUAAUAGGAGAAUGAUCUUAGAUUGGGAAACACGUUAUAGGAUUAUCUCAGGUGUUGCUAGAGGUCUUCUCUAUCUCCAUGAAGAUUCUCGUUUCAAGAUUGUUCAUAGAGAUAUGAAAGCCAGCAAUGUUCUAUUGGACGAUGCAAUGAAUCCGAAAAUCGCGGAUUUUGGAAUGGCAAAGUUGUUUGAUACUGACCAAACAAGUCAGACCAGGUUUACAAGCAAAGUUGCAGGAACCUACGGUUACAUGGCUCCAGAGUAUGCAAUGAGUGGCGAAUUCUCGGUAAAAACCGAUGUAUUUAGCUUCGGUGUACUAGUCCUUGAGAUUAUUAAAGGUAAGAAAAACAAUUGGUCUCCAGAAGAAGACAGCUCAUUAUUCCUCCUUAGCUAUGUAUGGAAGAGCUGGAGAGAAGGGGAAGUGUUAAACAUUGUGGAUCCAAGUUUGGUUGAAACAAUAGGUGUCAGUGAUGAAAUCAUGAAAUGCAUUCACAUUGGUUUGUUGUGUGUUCAGGAGAAUGCAGAGAGUAGACCAACAAUGGCUUCUGUUGUUGUAAUGCUCAAUGCAAAUUCUUUCACUUUACCGAGACCCUCGCAACCCGCAUUUUACUCGGGAGAUGGAGAAUCAUUGUCAAGAGACAAAAAUCAGAUAAAUCAUAUUGCAUCUUUGAAUGAUGUUACAAUUACCGAGUUCGAUGCUCGUUAAAUUUGUGUGUAAAAGACAAAAAUGAAGAUUUCUGUUUGCUUUAAAGUUACACUUCAAAAUGUCAAAUGACGUUUGAACUUAAAAUUCUUUGUCCUAAUGAAACCAUAAUCUCUAAUUAUUGGGCUUGAACAUAUAUGGGCUUUGUUAACAAUGUAGGCCCAUUAGUGUUUUUUUCCUCGUGUAGGCCCAUU
Arabidopsis thaliana (thale cress) is the source of this 2299-nucleotide messenger RNA. It is a transcript of the gene CRK41, whose product is annotated as cysteine-rich RLK (RECEPTOR-like protein kinase) 41. The transcript is spliced from 7 exons. Gene Ontology annotation, cellular component: membrane. NCBI's taxonomy places the organism in Eukaryota, Viridiplantae, Streptophyta, Magnoliopsida, Brassicales, Brassicaceae. The record is from RefSeq and is marked reviewed. Gene Ontology annotation, molecular function: protein serine kinase activity; protein kinase activity; ATP binding. The coding region runs from base 111 to 2108 and encodes 665 amino acids. Gene Ontology annotation, biological process: response to abscisic acid.